CCUUUUUUCAUAAGAACAAUUUGGUGGUGGGGUGCUUCUUGGAUAUAUAAACACAAGAAUAGGAAAUGUGUUUAUUUCUUCAAUGAGACCAUCAGUGGUAGGACACCGAUCCCCAUACGUACAUACAAAACAUACAUACAGUCACUCACAUAGAAAAACAGGCCAUAGAUCUUUAGAUCGAAAAUGGCCAACGAUAACGAAAUUAUUAUCCAAGUAAACUUACUAAAUGCUAAAUCAGAAGGGAAGAGAAAUCUCACAGAAGCUAUUACAGAGAUAUGUCCCCAGAAAGGUGUGAAUCCCGGAUUUUGUGAAGAUGAUGAGUGCACAAAUCGAGAAUCAGAUAUCAAUGUUACACCCGAUCAACCUGUAAGGGCAGUGAAGUGCACACCGGAAGAUCAUACACCUAGUAAAUGUUCCACUUUCAUCAAAUAUCUGGCUUAUGUUUCUUUAUUAUACAACAAUAUUUUGGGUUUUGGCAUUGCUUAUUCACUCGGUAUUUUAUACAUCUACUUUAUCAGAGAAUUUAACACUACAAAAUCUGAAACAGCCAUGAUAACAUCAGCGUGUAGUGCAACUUUAGGUUGUGGAGGAAUAUUUGCAGGAAUGUUGUACAGAAAAAUUGGUGUUGGGUGGUCAUUUAUCCUUGCCAGCGCUUUGUGUUCAAUUGGUUUGUUUGCAAGUAGCUUUACACCAAACAUAUGGUUUCUGUUUUUCUCACUUGGAAUCUUAUUUGGUUCUGGAGCAGCCAUCAACAAUAUUGUCAGUUAUGCAGCCCUGGAGAAAUUAUUCCACCAAAAUGUUUAUAUUCUAUCCAUUACACUGACAAUAUGUUCUCCAUUUGGAACUUUAUGUGUACCAUUUUUAGUAGAUAUGCUCUUAAAUAUCUACUCUUGGCGAGGAGCAUUGAUGAUUCUUUCUGGCUUCAGUUUGAACAUGUGUUUUUCAGGAUUGUUAUCAAAAGUUGAUAGAAAACCAAAAUCUGAUGCGAAGGUUGAACGACUAAAAAUAUUUGAUAUGAAAUUAUUGAAAAACAAAUGUUUCUUGAUACUAUCAACUGCUGCAUCAAUAAAUACAUGUUGUGGUUCCCUUGUUUUGCUCCUUAUUGUUGAUUUUUGGGUUGGAAAGGGUCAUCCAAUGUUAGAGGCUAUUACACUAAUUACUUUUGUAAGUAUUUCAAGCAUGGCAAGUAGACUUGUCUUUGGUUUCUUAAGCCUCUUAUUCGACUUAACACCAGUACUCAUUCUCAUAUUUUAUAUUGUUUGUGGUGUUGGUGGAAUAUUCUUCGUUUUUGCUCCCAUGUGUGAUACUUAUUCACCAUUAGUUUUCCUGGCAGUCUUGAAUGGAUUUUCUCGUGGAAUGGUAGCCACAAUACGUCCCCUGGUCUUCAAAAAAGUUGUCGGUAUUGAAGCUUAUCCAAUAGCUAUUGGCUUUACUUUCACUGUGAAUGGAAUAUGUACAGUACCAGCUGCAACUAUUGUAGGUAAAAUCACAGAUAUUACACAGAGUUAUGACUUUGCUUUUUAUCUCACUGGACUAUUUGAAAUUCUUACAUUCCUAUUAUUAGCAUCUUUGUACUUCCUGGUAACUUGCCAGAGAAAAAGGAAUCAUAAAUUUAAGCCAGAGAAUUUCACAUCCCAUAAUUUAAUAGCAAUGAAGUCUCAUUAUGAAAAGAACAACAGAUGAAUAUACAUUUUGUAAGAAAAUUCACAGUUGUGUACAUUGAAUAAAUAUAUUUCUUAUCUUCAA
This is a messenger RNA of Octopus bimaculoides (California two-spot octopus), 1746 nucleotides long. Its product is annotated as monocarboxylate transporter 4. Gene Ontology annotation, biological process: transmembrane transport. Lineage: Eukaryota; Metazoa; Mollusca; Cephalopoda; Octopoda; Octopodidae. Gene Ontology annotation, molecular function: monocarboxylic acid transmembrane transporter activity. The record is from RefSeq and is a predicted model, not a curated record.